AUGGAUGAGGAUUCAACUUCAAGCUACUCAAUUCUUCUGUUAACAAAUGAAAAUGAGAAUUCUCAAGUAUCCUUCUCCAUAAAAGUUUGGGAAGAAAACAAGAUCGUCUGGUACAUAGCAGGACCAUGCAUUUUAAGUGCAAUAUUUAAAUUCUCUCUUGCUUUCGUUACACAAACAUGGGUUGGUCAUGUUGGUACUCUUGAACUUGCUGCUUUUGGUCUCCAAAACUUGGUCAUUUCUGGUCUCACCUAUGGAAUCAUGCUGGGUAUGGGAAGUGCAUUAGGAACAUUAUGCGGACAAGCAUAUGGAGCAGGAAAACCAAAAAUGCUAGGGAUAUACUUACAAAGAGCAUGGGUGAUUCUGCUAGGAACAGCGUUACCAUUGACCCUAAUCUCAGUGUUCGCUACACCAAUCCUAUUGAUCUUUGGUCAAAAAGAAGAGAUUGCAGAAUCAGCUGGUACAUAUUCUAUAUGGAUGAUACCACAAUUAUACAUGUAUGCAUUGAAUUCUCCUAUGCAAAGAUUUUUACAAGCUCAAAGUAAAGUAAUACCAUUGGCUUGGAUAUCAUUUCUAGUGUUAGUAAUUCACGUUCCAUUAAGUUGGUUCUGUGUUAUGAGAUGGGGUUUAGUAGGAGCAGCCGCUUCUUUGAAUUUCUCAUGGGUCUUGGUUGUCAUUCUUCAAUAUGCCUAUAUUGUCUCCGGAAGUUGCAACGAUUGUUGGAAUGGGUUUUCAUGGUUGGCUUUCACUGAAUUGCUUGAUUUUCUAUGGUUAUCUCUGGCUUCAGCUGUCAUGCUAUGGUUAGUAGUAUUCCCUCCCUAA
Molecule: messenger RNA, 819 nt
Organism: Papaver somniferum (opium poppy)
Lineage: Eukaryota; Viridiplantae; Streptophyta; Magnoliopsida; Ranunculales; Papaveraceae
Product: protein DETOXIFICATION 33-like
Exons: 2
Coding region: 1-819 (272 amino acids)
Biological process (GO): transmembrane transport
Cellular component (GO): membrane
Molecular function (GO): xenobiotic transmembrane transporter activity; antiporter activity
Source: RefSeq, a predicted model, not a curated record